AUGGAAUUUUAACAUUUUCAUUAUUAAUUGAGUUGGAUUUAUUUGGCUUAUCAAUUGAUUAAAAAUAAUUCCACUUUUGAAUUACCAAUUUUAUUGGAAUUACUAUUUUCAUCCAUAAUUAAGAUAAUUAUUUCAUUUGAUGCUUACAAUUCUAAAUUUUACUUUGCAAUUACAACUACAUUUAUCUAUGCACUUAGCAUCAUUGCUUACUAUUAUAUAAAGAGUAAAGAAUAAUUUACGAAGUCUUUAGAUUUAGAAUUGGUUACUCCAAAAAUCAAUGAAUUUUAAAGAAUAUAUACAAACAAAACAUAAACAUCAAGAAAUAAUGAAAUACAAAUUUUCGAUCAUUUACCAAUUGGAUUAGUUGUGUUAACAUAAGAUCAUGAUUUUUAAUAUAUGAAUAAAAGAGCAAGAGCUUUAUUAGAAAGAGCUUCAAAUACUCAAAUUACAGAGGAUAAUGUUGUUAUUAUUAUAAAAGAACUGUUGAAGAAGUAAGAAUUUAAAAUUUAUUAAAAGAUGUAUUAACGACAAAAUUACAAGUGUGGGAAAUCUAACAAGACCCAGUUAAACUAGAAUCCAUUAAUUAUUAUCCAAAUUCAAUUAGAAGUAGAGAGUGAGCUUACCACAUUUAGAUGAUAACUUUCUUAAAUAAAUCGAUCCUAUCAAUAGUAUAUUGCAUCAGCAAAAUGAUUUUGUUCCAUACUCAUAAUAAUUAAUGGAUGUAAUAUAAUAUAUAUUCAAAAGAACAAAUAUAGAAUCCAAUUCAAUUAUAAAGGAAAAAAAAGAUGCUUUCGAUUUCAUUUUACGAAGCAUCAUUAUUAAAUUUUAAUUAAUUUAUUAGAUGAAACUUCUAAAAUAGGAAAAUUAGAUUAAAAAAGCAAGCAUAUUUUUUAGAAUUAAUUGUUAAAUUCAUUCUCUCAUGAAUUAAAAACACCCUUAAAUUGUAUACAACAAUUAUUGGAAGUUGUUAUGUUGAAAGUGGAUUCAGAUCUAUAAGAAAAUAUUUUAAAACCAAUAAAAUGGCAAACUGAUUUAUUGCUAUGUUAAAUUAAUGACAUACUUGAUUAUGCAUCAUUUGAGAUAAAUGAUUUUAAUUGGGAUUUUUCAUUAUUUUAUUUAGAAGAUUUAUUAUAAGAUUGUAUUUCAAUAUAUUUGUCAGCUUGUAAAUAAAAAAAAAUAGAAUUAAAAUUAGAAACAAAUUCUUCAGAAGAUAAACAAAUGAUAAAUAAUGAUUACAAAAGAUUGAAACAAGUAAUUGUAAAUCUUUUAAAUAAUUCAAUCAAAUUUACUUAAUAAUAUGGAGAGAUCGUCUUAAGAGUAUCAGAUAUAAAAAAUAAUAUGUAUUUAAUUUAAGUGAUUGAUACUGGAUUAGGUUUAUCAUAAGAAUAGCUAAGUUAGCUCUAAAUGAAUAUUGAAUAAGACAAUUAAGAAAACGAAUAUAAUCAAUUUCAUGUUGGAUUAGGAUUGAAAGUAGCAAAUAGAUUGAUUUUAGGAUUAUCAUCUUUAAAAAAAGGUUUAAAAAUAAAUUCAACUUUGAAUAAAGGCACAAUCAUUUCCUUUACUAUUGAAGACUUUUUGGAGGAAAAUAAGAGUUAAGUAUCAGAAAUAAAUUUAAAAGAUGCUUAAAUUAGUAGAUAGUUAAGUUAAUUGACAACAAGAGAAUUUAAAUUUAUUAAAUAAAUAAUUUGUAAAUGUAAUAAAAUAUUAAUCGUUGAUGAUAUACCUUUUAAUCAUCAUGCUUUAAAAAUGAUUUUAAAUGAAUUGAAUUGUCAAGCAGACAGUGCCUAUGAUGGAUAAUAAGCAAUAGAUCUUAUUAAAUCAAGAAUUAAGAAUAACAAUUGUCAUCCUUAUUAUUCAUUAAUUUUAAUGGAUAUUGAAAUGCCUAAAUAAAAUGGAUUUGAAGCUUCUCUUAAAAUUAAGUAGAUUCUUGGAGACCAAAGUGAUUAGACUACAAUAGUAAUGUGUUCAGCUUAUGAUAAUUAAGAAUGUGUUCAAAUGAGUUAGAGAUGCUUUAUGAGUGAUGUAUUGCCAAAACCAAUCACCAAAAUGAGUUUACAGUACAUCUUAGAAAAAUAUUUAAGGUGAAACAUAAGUUAAAAUAUAC
Paramecium sonneborni is the source of this 2104-nucleotide messenger RNA. The record is from the annotation of a GenBank genome assembly. Lineage: Eukaryota; Ciliophora; Oligohymenophorea; Peniculida; Parameciidae.